UGUGUGGACUGAGCGAGAAGACGGUUGUGUUGUCCUGUCUCAGAUAUAUAUUGCACCAGCUGAAGUAACGAUGAGUUCAGUUCAGAAUCUGAGAGAGUUGAUCAACGAGCGACUAACUGCUACUGCUGAAGAAAUAUUCAGAGAGUUUGAAAAAACUAUCGUCCAGUACGAAGAAGAGAUCGAUCGUCAGCGUCGAUUGCUGGAUAUCAUCUGGAAACCUGAAACACACACAGUAGACCUCCCACAGCAGUAUGUCUGUCAAAAGAAAGAGGUUCUUGCUGAUAAACAGCGCAGUAACCGAGAAAGAAACUCUAGCCUGGACCAGGAGAACUCGGGGCCUGUACAAAUUAAAGAGGAACAGGAGGACCUCUCCACCAGUCAGGAGGGAGAGCCGCUAGUACUGAAGCAGGAGGCUGAUAUGCUGGUUCAGUGCAAGUCCAAAUGUAAAGAAUUAUCUGAAGAAAUAUUUGUUGUCUUUGAAAAAACACUCAUCCAUUACGAGGAAGAGAUCGAUCGUCAGCGCAGAAUGCUGAAUAUCAUCUGGAAACCUGAAAUAAAGUUACACAAAAUAGACCUCCUACAACAACAUGUCUGUACAGAGCAGAUGAGUCUUGCUGAACAGCUGCCCUGUAACCAGGAGAGGAACUCGAGUCUGGAUAAGGAAGACCUAGAGGCUCCACAGAUUAAGGAGGAACAGGAGGAACUCUGCACCAAUGUAGACGGAGAGCAGCUUGUAGUGAAGCUUGAGACAGAUAUCUUUAUGGUGACCCCUACUAAUAAGGAAAGUGACCACAAAGAACUAGAACAAAACAGUGACCAGCUCCUGUCUCACAACUCUCCUGUAGCUGAGAGCCCACAUGAUGAACAAAGCAAACAUAUAUACUCAGGAUCGACUAAAAAUGCACAGCUGAAACCAAAAAGUAGACAUCACAAAAAAAGCAAUCAUAGUAACGAUGUAGACAACACUACCAUAUCAGAGAGUAACUGUGAUACUGACACGAGUAAAAAGUGUGUAAAAUGUGACGUUUGUGGAAAAGCCUUUAAGGAUAGGUCCCGAAUGAACAGACAUUACAAAAUCCACACAGGUGUGAAGCCAUAUGCUUGCAGCACUUGUGGGAAAAGAUUCUAUGAGAUAUCCCCAAUGAGAUGUCAUGAAAGAAUCCACACGGGUGAGAAGCUGUAUCCCUGCAAAAUAUGUAGGAAAAAAUUCAGUACAAGCUCUCACCUAAAGGUGCACUUGAGAAUUCACACCGGUGAGAAGCAGUAUUCUUGUGAAUUAUGUGGGAAAAGUUUUAGGCAAAGUAGCGGCGUAAAUGUUCACAUGAGAACUCACACAGGGGAAAAGAAGCAUUCUUGCAAAAUAUGUGACAAAAAAUUUGGUCAAAAUAGUCAUUUGAUUGUCCACAUGAGAACUCACACAGGUGAGAAGUUGUAUUUCUGUGAAAUCUGUGGGAAAAAUUUCAGUCAAAGUAGUCAUUUGAUUGUCCAUGUGAAAACACACAAAGGUGCUAAGUCCAAGUCCUGAAACAGGUGGGAAAGUUCUGUGGGUUGCCAUGCUUGAAGAAAUGUAUAAGAAUUUGUGCAGGUUACUAGUAGAGCUUCUACAUUUCAAAUUGAAAUGUUUUAUUUACAAUUGGAACGCUCCCUUGAAGUCAAGUUGUGCACCAACUGCAACGCUCGCUGGAUCUCCCAAAAAUGGCAACAUUCAACUGGUGGAACAAACAGUGAUGGUUGUUUAUGCCAAAUACUCUCUUGCAGGCGCCUCAGUUUGUCAGCAGAAGUUGGUAUUGACAGUCAGACCUGUGGACGUCUAUCUUGUUAGCAUCUCUCACACAGUGUCCUACUGUCUUGUCACUUGUUUGUGCCGUUUCCAUACAUUAAAAAAAAAAAAAAAAAUCAAAUAAAAUAUGACUAUAAA
Stegastes partitus (bicolor damselfish) is the source of this 1918-nucleotide messenger RNA. RefSeq names its product zinc finger and SCAN domain-containing protein 2-like. Gene Ontology annotation, cellular component: nucleus. The coding region runs from base 71 to 1525 and encodes 484 amino acids. The record is from RefSeq and is a predicted model, not a curated record. NCBI's taxonomy places the organism in Eukaryota, Metazoa, Chordata, Actinopteri, Pomacentridae. Gene Ontology annotation, biological process: regulation of transcription by RNA polymerase II. Gene Ontology annotation, molecular function: DNA-binding transcription factor activity, RNA polymerase II-specific; RNA polymerase II cis-regulatory region sequence-specific DNA binding. The transcript is spliced from 3 exons.